Drosophila eugracilis is the source of this 1128-nucleotide messenger RNA. RefSeq names its product cytochrome b561 domain-containing protein 2. The transcript is spliced from 3 exons. The coding region runs from base 257 to 1066 and encodes 269 amino acids. Gene Ontology annotation, molecular function: transmembrane monodehydroascorbate reductase activity. The record is from RefSeq and is a predicted model, not a curated record. Lineage: Eukaryota; Metazoa; Arthropoda; Insecta; Diptera; Drosophilidae.
GAUUCGAGCGAAUGGUUUGACUAACAAAGAUCAAUGGGCGUAUCGGUCGAGCAUUAAACAUUUAAUUGCUUUAGUAGUUAGAGCACACGUCUGGUUUGGCCCAAUAAUAAAAAACUUUACCGUAAUUUGUCAGUGAAAAGUGGCAGGCCAUAUUAUCAGUCGACAAUUGUAUAAAUGUUAACACGAAAAUAACAUUAUUUCUGCGCGCUGAUAAUAGCUAAAGGGCAAACAAAAAAAAUUGAAAAUUGAAACUACAAUGUCCGAGAAUCAGCUGCCUAUGGUUAGUAGAACCCAGACCGUCGUCGACUACGGCAGUACAAUCCGAACGGAAUCGCAGCGCCGUCCCAAAUUCAUUCCGCUCGAGUCCCCGCGUCGCUAUUCGAAAAUGGGCCACAAUUCGCUUUCCGGUCAUGAGUCUCAAAAUCGUCUCCAGAGAUUAGAAUACUUUCUAAACGUUCUAAAUCAGAUGUGCAUUGGCUUUAUCACCAUCUACAUUUCCUACUUGACCCUGCGAACUGGAUUAGCUGGAACCGGUCUACAUGCUUGGCUGGUGACAAUUGGCUUCUCCUUCUUUAUGGCCGAGGGAGUUAUGAUCCAUUACGGUGGAAAUGUUUUGACAAACGGAUAUAAACGUCAAACAAAGACCACAAUACACUGGGUCCUACUGACAUUAGGAGGCGGUUGUGGGGCAGCUGGUGCUCUUAUCAAAAUGAUACAAAAGGGGUUUUUGCUGCAAUCAACUCAUGGGAGGCUGGGAAUGACUGCUUUUGUACUAUGCAUUCUUUCCAUGUCAUCCGGCGUGGCUGCACUAUACUCCCCUCGCAUAAAGAAAGUGAUCUCGCCGUUGCUAAACAAGACAUUCCACAAUUUUCUGGGAUAUGCCUGCUUUGUGAUCGCGCUGGUGACCCAGUAUUAUGGCUAUCAGACGGGUUACUUUAAGAGCCGCAGUGAGACAGACUUUCAAAUCCUGAUGAAGUGUCUCACCCUCAUAUCGUUGGUUUUUUCGAGCUACGGGCCAAUGAAGGCACUCUAUCAGAAAUUUAAAAGUAUAUCUCAGCAGUUUUAGUCAAGAGAAACAAACUUAGCUUUCGAAUGUACAUAAAUAGAUAAAUAAAUUUAAAUUCUGUU